Molecule: messenger RNA, 806 nt
Organism: Humulus lupulus (European hop)
Lineage: Eukaryota; Viridiplantae; Streptophyta; Magnoliopsida; Rosales; Cannabaceae
Exons: 2
Coding region: 228-782 (184 amino acids)
Source: RefSeq, a predicted model, not a curated record
UUGAGGGACCGACUACACUUCCGCCAUUGACCCCCUCUUCCCUUCCUUCUUCUGCGAGCCUAACUCCUACUCACCAGGGUAGUUCGAGCGAGCUUUUUCGUGCUGUUAGCGACCUGGGCAAGGGACUUCUUGAGGAUAUUGGCCAUGAUGCAUCGACGCUUCAGAGCCUAGACUCCUACCCUCGACUUAGUGUCGAAGUUGUCUUGAAGAGAGGACUCGCUCAAUUGAUGAAGUCACUUGUCACCAUUGGUCAUGCUCAGCUCCGGGCCGUAGACUACAAAGAGUUGAUCAGAGUGCAGAACGAUCAACUGGUGGAGGCCAAAUCCAAGCUGGAGCAAGCAGAGAAAACUGUAGCUGAACGGGACGAGUCUCUUAAAAAGCUUUCUGACGAGAGCCAGAAGCAGGCUCAAAACAACGCCUCCUUGACAACUCAAUUGGAGAAGCAAUCCCUCAAGAUUAAAGAGUUAGUUCGAGACAAUGAGAGGUUAAUCGGCGAGAACGAAGAGCUGAAGCAAGAAAAAGAGCUUGACUUGAUUCGCUUUGAGGAGGCCAGUUUCGACUGCUUUUACAAGGUCUGGAAGCUGAACAAGCCUCUUAAUCUUGAUUGUUUCUCCAAGGAGGCUCAGGCAGAGGAGCUUGCCAGAUGCAAAGCAAGGGCCGCUGAAGAAGCUGCCAAUCCUCCUGCACUCACCCCCGCCUCCUCUGCUUUAUCAUUCCGAGCGAGAGGAGCAGCUGAUGCCGAGGAGGGAGUCGAUCAACCCAUUAGAGGAGCUCGCCCGUGACUCCCUCUCGUAGUUCAUCAUAGU